AAAUUAGUUUGCAAAAAUUAGAACAAUUAAUAGUGUACAAUGCACGUUUGCGUUGCCGUGCCGUUAUGAAUUUGCGACCGCGAUGCCGCGAAUGGUUGCCCCUGGCGACGCAACAGCUCCGGCUACGCAAUCUACAAUAUAUACAAGGACUGAAUAUCCAGUCCUCCAACUGCAGUCCGAGCUCAAGCGGAAAUUGUGAUGCCGAUGGCGACGAUGAAAGAGAGAUGCUCAUCUACUACACGCUGCACACAGAUAAGGCUAGUGAGGCGUUCUACACCAGCGAAGCACUGCCGCAACGCCACCAACAGCAAAAGUGGGCGGAGAUCUGUGCGGGUGAUGAGUGGCGGAAAUCGAACGCGCAAUGUGUUUGUGUGAAGGUGUGGGCUCGCUAUCAGACCUCAAAGCGAUGGCCUCGCACGUCAAGUGAGACUGAGGGGGAAAUGGUAAAGAGAAGGGCAGGAGUUGCGACAGCGGAACCACAAUGUGCCUUGUCGCAGCGUCUGGACAAAGUUUGUCUGACGCCACAUACGUUGCCACGCCCACCGGAGCUGCUCUUUUGCUGGGGCGUCUACUUAUCCGGUCUAAUACCUCUGGCGCCGCUAACGCUGUCCAAGUGUCACCCUAACUGUUUAAUAUUCCAGCUGAAUGGCGAGCUUUUUACCUCGCCAGAAAUGAUCAGCGCUCAGGGAUUGCAGGAGCAGUUGCGUUGGCACUAUCAAAGCAAGACUGCCAGCAAUUUGUUAAGCAACAAAGCCAGUUCAGCUUGCGUCUCUGGCGAUAACAGCAUCAACUCGCCCCAGGUCAGUCGAAGUUCGAGUCCGGUAUUGGGUCAAUCCGAGCGAGAACUAAUGCGUAUGACCACCACACGUUACAUGCAGCUGAGUUGCAAUGCCCAAGAUGUGCGUCGAAGCUACAAUCUGGAGCAAUUGCUGAAGCUGCAACGUCUUCAGCGCUCACAACGACAGAAGCUGCGUGACUCCGGUGAGAUAAGCACCGAAAUCUCACGUCUAAGUGUCCACUGUAUCACCCGCAAUGAGCUGCGCUACAAGCCGCGCACCACUUCGCUGUCAGGCUCACCAUAUGCCAAUAAUCUAUACCAUUCCAUGGGUCGAAAGCUGAGUGUGCUACUUUCCGAGCAUCUGGAGAUUGCACCUCAGACACUCUACAGUGCGCAGCAUCUAACGCAGCAGAUUGAGACGCUGCGCUGCAAGCACCGAUUGCUUCAAACAGAACACGAGACAUUUCGGCAACGUAACGAACAGAAACAGCAACACCUCCAGGAGCUGCGGGAGGUUCGUGCCACACUGCAACAGCGGUUGGAAGCGCAGCGUCUAGAGCUGGAGCAGCAACGUGUGGAGCUAAGCACGCGAUUGCAGCAACAACGAUUACAACGCGAUGAAAAGCGUGAAAUCAACCGACAGAUGGAACGACGAAUAUCCACAUUGGUCCUGGAGCUGCAGGAGAUCUACAACAUACAGCGCCUGGGUGCGGAACAGCUGAGUAUUUGUGGCAUAGCAUUUCCACACAUGGAACAAUAUGCGAGCGACACCCGACAUAUCUCCAACGCCCAGAUGCUCGAGAAUGUAUCACCGCUGGCGGUUAGUGCAGCACUCGGUUAUGUCGCCCAUUUGGUGCAGAUGUUGGCCAUCAUUAUGGACAGGCCGCUUCGCAAUCCUAUUGUAUACGAACCAUCCCGAACUCGCAUUGUCGAUGAAAUUAAGGAACUGACCUAUACUUCAAGAGAAUUUCCACUCUACACACGCUCUAUUCUGCCCUCUCAACAAACGAAGAAGGCCAUCUAUUUGCUGAAACAAAAUGUGGCCCAAAUUUGCUUCGAUAUCACUGGGCGUUGUGAUAUUCGCAAUACAUUGGCUAAUCUACUAGAGCUCUUCCGAACAAUGCGGGAAAUUGAGCGGAGUCAGCGAAUAGACACAGCAGCGCCGGCGGACCAGUUGGAUAGUCCGUCGAUGAAAGGGUCGCUGAAUUCUCUGCCGCAUGUCAAUGGCCUGUCGACUGCCCCGCCUAACCAACAGCUGUCGGAAUCGAAUUCAUCUGUCGAUAUGAAUCAUGCGGCCAUAUCGACAACGGCGAAAGAGGCCCUCCUCCAGUUGUUGCCUGUGGGAGUGAGUCAAACGCUUUCCAUUGAUGGUUAUGCGUCAACGCAACGCAUAUGUCGCUCUGUGGGCUCCUAUUCGGAUAAUGAAGAUGAUGAUUACCGACCCAUAUUGGAACAGAAUUAUUCCAAUUCGGACUCUAACAUUGCGUUGCAGACCGAGCGCAGUUAAAAUUAUGAAAUUGUAAAUUUGAUUUAGUUAUGUAGUCAUUUCUGUCUGUUGUCCCACUAUAUUUAUACACUUUAAUGGCUGCGCGAAUUGUAUCGCAAUAUUAAUAUUAUAUGCUCCUCAAAACUUA
Scaptodrosophila lebanonensis is the source of this 2412-nucleotide messenger RNA. RefSeq names its product UV radiation resistance-associated gene protein (gene Uvrag). Lineage: Eukaryota; Metazoa; Arthropoda; Insecta; Diptera; Drosophilidae. Gene Ontology annotation, molecular function: SNARE binding. Bases 66 to 2285 code for a protein of 739 amino acids. The transcript has 4 exons. The record is from RefSeq and is a predicted model, not a curated record. Gene Ontology annotation, biological process: SNARE complex assembly. Gene Ontology annotation, cellular component: lytic vacuole; endosome.